This is a messenger RNA of Colletotrichum chrysophilum, 357 nucleotides long. RefSeq lists its product as uncharacterized. Gene Ontology annotation, cellular component: ribosome. Gene Ontology annotation, molecular function: structural constituent of ribosome. The transcript has 2 exons. Lineage: Eukaryota; Fungi; Ascomycota; Sordariomycetes; Glomerellales; Glomerellaceae. The record is from RefSeq and is a predicted model, not a curated record. Bases 1 to 357 code for a protein of 118 amino acids. Gene Ontology annotation, biological process: translation.
AUGGCCUCCCUCGCCGCCUCAUUCAGGGCGCUGUCCCUCGCGACCGCCCGCCCGCAAUGCUGCGCCGCCGCCGCCGCGAAGCUCGCUGUUGCUCGCUCCAUGCGCGCCAACAUGUCGACGGUGAUUAUGACGAGGCAGCCGAUGGCCAAGACGGGGGCGCUGUUUGCGAAGAAGAGCGGCGCUGCUGCUGUUGCGGGCGCGGUGGCGCAGCAGACGAGGGGGAUGAAGGUACAUUCUUCGGUGAAGAAGAGGUGUGAGCACUGCAAGAUCGUCCGCCGCAAGGCCGGCAAGCGACACAACGGAUACCUCUACGUCAUCUGCAAGGCGAACCCGAGACACAAGCAGCGCCAGUCGUAG